GUUUCGUUUUGAGCUUCGGCGGCGGCGGUUGUCUUUGCGGUUGUUGAUUUUUUGGAAACAUUUUGAAAAGCUAAUCGAUUGAAGCCAUGUUGAGCGUCAAUCUGGGACUGCUCCUGCUGUGGGCGAUUUCUGCCCUGGGAAAUGAUAAUCUCCGUGUGGCCUACGAGUGGCGGGAAAUGGACUUCAAGUACGACACCGAGGAUCUGCGAUGGUCGGCCAUCGAAAGGGGAGACUUCAAGCCCGCCAAUGUGAUACCUUUUGGCAUCGAAGUUACUGGACACCGACUCUUUAUUACCACGCCUAGAUGGCGCACCGGAGUGCCGGCCACGCUGUCCUACCUUGAUCUUAAUGAUACCACCACCGACAAGCCCGCUUUGAAGCCCUUCCCCAGCUGGCAGGCUCAUAGUUUGCAGGAAACGGAACCUGAACUGGUUUCCCCUUUUCGGGUGCGUGCAGAUCGUUGUGGACGUCUCUGGGUUCUGGACUCUAGGAUCUCGGGAGUACUAGAGCAGACCAAGGUCUAUGGAGCACCGCAAUUGCUGGUCUACGACCUCCACAACGAUGAUCUGCUGAGGCGACACAUCUUGCCAGUUGGCCAGUACAAGAUGGGAUCGCUUUUUGCCAACUUGGCGGUGGAGGAUGCGGACUGUGAGAAUACCUAUGCCUAUGCAGCGGAUCUGGGAACCCCUGGCCUGGUGGUCUACUCGUGGAAGGAUCAGGAGUCGUGGCGCGUACAGCAUCACUUUUUCCAUCCCGAUCCUAUGGCUGGAAACUUCAGCAUCAAUGACAUUGAGUUCCAGUGGGAUGACGGUCUUUAUGGACUGGCCUUGUCUAAGCCCCUCGAAACUGGCUACUCCACUCUGUUCUUCCAUCCUCUGUGCUCCACCAUGGAGUUCUCUGUGGAUACGGGAAUCCUGCGCAACAAGACCUUAGCCACCUCUGCGGAUAUCUAUCGGGAAUUCAAAGUAUUGGGCUCAAGAGGCACCAAUACCCAAGCCGGAGCCGAGUUCUUGGACCAGGAGACGGGUGUUCUUUUCUACGCCCUGCCGAAUCUCAACGAGGUGGCCUGCUGGCGUACUGCCACAGAUUUCAGCCACAACUCCCAGAGUCGCAUCUACAUGAGCAAUGAUAAGAUGAUAUUCCCCAGUGACAUCAAGGUGGACGACCAGAAACGUCUCUGGGUCCUCUCCAACAAGCUGCCAGUAUUUAUCUACGAUGAAUUGUUUUACGGAUCAAUUAAUUUCCGUAUUUUUAUGGCUAAUGUUAGCGAGGCUGUCAAAAACACAGCCUGUGAAAUCCGCACUUCUCCACUACCAGAUGUGAUUAACAAAUUCGCGGAUAUUCUCAACACCAAUAUCAAUUCAAAGACACAUUCCGGAGCAUCUUUGAUGUUUGCGAGCUCCCUGAUCACUAUUUUAGGUGUUCUGAUGAGCAUUAGGCUUUAAAAUCUUACAUCUAAACACACUUGAAAUAAAUAUAUUCGUUGCUUGAGGACUUAAAAAUCAAUCCCAUGAAUACUUUGCCAGAUAAAAUGAUUUUUGAAAACAUACGAAAUAUUUAUUUGAGUGCAUCUUGUGUAUUAUAAUUAAUUUUUUUAGAUCUAAGCAAAAAACUGUAACUUUGUAAUGUUGAUUAAAUGUAAGAAGUGUA
Molecule: messenger RNA, 1650 nt
Organism: Drosophila bipectinata
Lineage: Eukaryota; Metazoa; Arthropoda; Insecta; Diptera; Drosophilidae
Gene: yellow-b
Product: L-dopachrome tautomerase yellow-b
Cellular component (GO): extracellular region
Source: RefSeq, a predicted model, not a curated record